AUGAGUGGAGCUGACACAACAACCUCUGAUGAUCUUAUUCGAGGUAAGUGCAUCAUAAGUGAUAGAGUUAUUGAUGUUCUUUAUGACUCUAGAGCCACCCAUUCAUUUAUAUCUUUGGAUUGUGUGAAAAGUCUUCAUUUGCUUGUCACAACUAUGCCUUAUGAUGUUGUGGUGUCCACUCCUACUAAUAAACCAGUUACUACCUCUGAUGCAUGUCUAAGAUGUUCUAUAAUCAUACAUGGUAGAACUUUCUUAGUGGACUUGAUUUGUUUGCCAUUCUCUUGUUUAGACAUAGUAUUAGGGAUGGAUUGGUUGUCAACCAAUCGUGUCCUUCUGAACUGCAAAGAUAAAACUUUGAUCUCUAGUACACCUUCACAAGAAAACUCUAGAUUUAUAACUAUAGAGGACUCUAAACCAAUAAAAGAUGUCAAAGCUUUUAUGGUCUUAUUUUCUUCUAUUGUAGAAGAAUCUCUUGUUGUGAGUAGCAUUCCUAUUGUUAACGAAUUCUCUAAAGUCUUUCCUAAAGACAUAACUGAGUUACCACCAGAAAGAGAGCUUGAAUUCACAAUAGACCUAAUCCUAGGGUCUAGUCCUAUAUCUAUUGCCCCAUAUCGCAUGUCUUUAGUUGAAUUAUCCGAGGUAAAGAACCAAAUGGAGGAACUGUUGUAA
Vigna unguiculata (cowpea) is the source of this 669-nucleotide messenger RNA. RefSeq lists its product as uncharacterized. Lineage: Eukaryota; Viridiplantae; Streptophyta; Magnoliopsida; Fabales; Fabaceae. The record is from RefSeq and is a predicted model, not a curated record.